CAUUUAGUUUUGAGAUCGUUCUUUAGUUUUUUUUUCGUCUGUUAUGUUUUGUGUUUGAUCAAGUUUGAAUUGACUGUUGUGUUUGCAUUCUAUUUAGGAUAGAGAUGUUUAUAUUAAUUACCUUUAUUUAAUUAAAAUAAAAAUAUUUUUCAUAAGUAAAUCUGUCAUAUAGCAUUUAUUUGUCAGGUACUUUUUAUGUGAUGUCAAGUAAAAUGGAUACGAGCGAAAGUCCAGAAGAUAAAGAUGAAUCGUUUUAUUUUAAGUUAGAUACCUUACCACCUGAAAUUUUCUUACAUAUAUGUUCAUUUUUAAGUGCAAAAUAUGUUAUUAAUGUUUUAAGUCAAGUUUGUGAGAAGUUUAAAGAUAUUAUAGAAAAUGAAUCAACAUGGAGGAUGAGAAUUUUUGAAUCAUGGCCUAAUCGUUAUCCUCUUGUACCAGCUCCAGCCGACUUUGAUUGGAAAGAAGCUUGUAUAGAGAGAGAAGACCAUUAUGAUCUUUGGAAAAACAAAGCAGAGAAUAUGCAUUUAUAUCAUUUGAAAGAUGCUCAUUUUGGAUCUGUGAAUGUUGUCAGUUUGCUUGAGGAAGGUUCGAUGUGUGCAUCUGGGGGGAGAGAUGGCGCUUUAAAAUUAUGGAGUAUUUCAAGUUUAGAAGAAGAGACAAACCCUCGUGAUUAUCUUUCUUGUCUCAUAAAUUCAACUACUGGAGCUCAUGGUAGUGCUUGGCUUUGGUCAUUAACGUAUGACAAAUCAAAUAAAACAUUGUACAGUGGUGGAUUUGAUUGCAACAUAAAAACUUGGGAUUUAGAGAAUCCAUCUGUUGUACUUAGUACUCAUAGUCUUUCAUCCCCUAUUUUGUGUCUGGCAUACUCUGACAAUAAUUUAACAUCUGGAUGCUAUGGACGUAGUGUAAGCCUAUUCGAUCCCAGAACUAAUCUUCAACCAGUUUGGCAGCAUAUACAUCAUCAAAGACCAGUUAUCUGUAUAGUUACUGAUGAUAAGCAUGUAAUAUCUGGAAGUGAAGACAAGAGUAUUAUUGUGUAUGACAAAUCAGCUCGUAAAGUUUUGAAGACCAUAAAUCUUGAAGGUUUUCCUCUAUCAAUGUCAUACGAAUAUGGACAGCUACUUGUUGGUGAUGUUUUAGGCUCUAUCCAUGUCAUUGAUCCUGUCAGUGGAAAUUUUGAUCUAUUGAAAAGUUACGAAAGUGGUCACAAAACAAAAAUAACUGGAAUUCAACAUUCUUUAGGAUCAGUUAUGACAUGUUCAACUGAUAAAACUAUUCGAGUUUUGGAACCUAGUGAAAAUCCAUCUAUAAUUACGGUUUUAAAUGUUGGCUCAGAAGUAUCCAAAAUAUCUGCUUAUAAAACAACAUUAGCUAGUGCUAAUACUGAUGAUUCCAUUUCAAUAUGGUUACCUAAAGAAGAAGAAGAACUAUGAAGUAUUAAUGUUCUUCUACUUAUUAUGACUGUUUUCUGAGUCUUUUUAACUGGUCUCACUUUUCCAUAAAAACUUAUUUCACUUAUUUAACAAUGUGUGAAAAUCACACAAAAUAAUGAAAGAAAUCGAUGUUUUCUGUGUAACAUUAUUUCUUUCUGAUACUUCCAAUUUUAUUUAUCUAAAGUUUUUAAACACUGUGAUUGUACAAUUCUUUUGUACAUUACUUAUAUAAAUAAUUCAAAUCUAUAUUAUUAUUUAACAUUUUUUUACACCUAGUUUGCUUAUUGUGAUAUUUAUAUGCUUGAAGUUUGUGUUAUAACUUUCAUUUUUUAUUUUAACAUAGUUUACUCGAGGCAAUAUUUUAAGUGGUGGUCACUGUUUUGGAUAUACAAAUAGUUAUCUGUGAUUCUCUAGUAAAUAAAUUUGGAUCAAUAUAUUUGGAUUCAGAAUAAACCUUACUUACGGAUUGCAAAGCAUGCAAUUUUUGUUAAUCAUUUUUCAAAAUUAAUUAUUAAAACAAAAAUGAGUGGUUUCAAAAUCACUAAUAAAGAAACAAUAUUUUUAGUGUUUGUAUCAAUAAUUUAAAAAUUUUAUGCAUUUUACAUUUUUUUAAAUGAUUCUUAGUUCAAAAUGAAAUGUGCUUUUUUUUUGUUGUAAAAAUGGUUUGUUCUUUCCGGGAAAGAUUUAUUAUACAGUAAAGCAAUUUUUAUAUGUCUUUCAGAGAACCGAUGUGGUUCGACGUAUAAAUUUUACAACCUAUAACUGAAAAGUAAACAAUAAAUUGAAAUUUUUCAUAAAAAUAAUUCUAAUAACUUACUAGCAUUGUUAAUUUUGCACUUAAUAUUAUUAAUAUAAAAAACAAUUGAGAAAGUAAUUAAAAUAAAACUUGUUAUCUUUUAAUAAAAUUGUUUUACUAUUGUUUUGAUUUAUAAAAAUACUUGCAAAUCUGUGCUCAGAGACAUUUUACAAAUGAAGUUCUUUUUGAAGAAAAAAUGCAAACUGUAUUGUCAGUACAAAACUGUAUUGUCAGUUUUUCCUAUUGUUGUGUUACUUUUUACUCUUCUGAAGUUGGAAGGAGAAAUUCCUUUUCAGUACCUCACUUAGAAAUUCUGGAAUCCAGGCCAAAUAUUUAUAUACUUCACAAAAAAGGCAGGAAAAAACAACGCAUAAAUGAUAAUUUAUGUUUGUACCUAUUAUAUAAAUGAUAAUUUAUGUUUGUACCUAUUAUGUAAAUGAUAAUUUAUGUUUUAUAAAUGAACUAUUUUAACAUUGCUUUGAAAAUGAAGUGGGACUGCAAGAGAUGACACUUAUACAAAAAACGUAUAAAAAAAGACUUUACUGUAUUUCAAAAUUUCGUUGUUAAAAAUGUUUUGUUUUACAAAAAUGGAUUAGACAUUGUUUGUGAACGCAAUUUAAUAAUUUUAUUUUAACUAAAUUUUUUUAACUUUUUUGUCGUAAGUUUCAAGUUUUACUUACAGAAACAUAUUUUUAUUAGAGCAUUAUAUAUUUUUUUAAACAUAAAAUAAAUACAAAUGUACUUUACUUCAAGAAAAAUGCUUAUAAAAUAUAACUUUAUGGUGCACAUCUUUAAAGAAUUUUAUGUUCUACAUUCCAGUCUUCAAGACUAAAUAUUUAAUUUAAUUCCCUGCUUUCUUGAGCAUUUAUUUGCAUUUUAUUAUGUGUUGAUAAUAAACACUUUGUACUUGAAAAUUUGAUAUAAUUUAUCUAAAAUAAAGAAUAUUUAUUUCCA
Molecule: messenger RNA, 3183 nt
Organism: Parasteatoda tepidariorum (common house spider)
Lineage: Eukaryota; Metazoa; Arthropoda; Arachnida; Araneae; Theridiidae
Product: F-box/WD repeat-containing protein 9
Molecular function (GO): protein binding
Source: RefSeq, a predicted model, not a curated record